UCGCGCUCCUCCUCCUCCACACGGGCAACGAAGAUGGCGCAGGACGGUACGGUGCCCAACGAUCUCUUCCAGCAUGUGUACUCGUUUCUCGUGGAAAAUAAGUUCGCCAAAGCCGCGAAAGAGUUUUUAAAGAAGGCUAAAGUGAAACCUCAAGAUCAAAAUGAGGACAGUCUCUUGGACAUCUUCAAUUUUUGGGUGAAGUCCCCAGAAACCAAAAAGCGUAAAGCAGUCACCAGUGGCCCUUCGGCGGUCAACGGCCCAUCAGCCAAGAAAGCAAAGAGAGAUGCGGUGAGUUCAAGUAGUGAGGACUCCAGCAGUGAGGAAGCUGCAGCACCUGCCAAGAAAGUCGUACAAGCGAAAACUCCUGCUCCAAAGAAGCCAGCAGCUGUAGUUGCUAAAAAGAGCAGCAGCUCUGAAGACUCCAGCGACUCGGAGGCCGAAGCUCAGGCUAAAACAGCAGCAAAGAAGCCUGCAGCUGUGAAACCUGCAGCAGCAGCCAGGAAGAAAGACACCAGUUCCAGCAGCGAGGAGUCCGACUCUGACGAGGAGCCGGCCAAAACUCCAGCUAGAGGAGCAAAGGCCAAGCCUGUGGCAGGGACCCCCAAACCAGCGUCCACUCCAGUGUCUGCAGCUCAGAAGAAACAGGACAGGAGCAGCAGCGAGGACAGCUCUAGUGAAUCUGAGGAUGAGGCUCCAGUUAAGACAGCAGUAAAACCACCAGUCCCAGUGAAGACCCCUCCAGCUAAACAUGCGGCCCCUGCAGAGUCCAGCAGUGAGGAGUCAUCCUCCGAUGAGGAUGAUGCCCCUCCUACUAAGAAACCAAAGACUGGACAAUUCAAUGCCGUUUCACCCCCGGGAACACUGACAGCUCGUGCUCCAGUCAAAGCUCCUGCAGCUCCAGUUAAGACGGUGACUCCCAAAGCUACUGCUAAGAAGGACUCAUCCAGUUCUGACAGCUCUGAUUCAAGUUCAGAGGAUAAAGCAAAGAAACCAGCUGCUAAAACUGCUCCAGCUAAAGCAGCCCCAGCUAAGAAAGCACCUAAAAAAGUCGCUCCUGCUCAGAAAAAGGACUCUUCAAGUUCCGAUUCUUCAAGCUCAGAGGACGAAGCAGCAAAGCCU
This is a messenger RNA of Sinocyclocheilus rhinocerous, 1119 nucleotides long. RefSeq names its product nucleolar and coiled-body phosphoprotein 1-like. Lineage: Eukaryota; Metazoa; Chordata; Actinopteri; Cypriniformes; Cyprinidae. The transcript has 10 exons. The annotation marks the transcript as partial. Gene Ontology annotation, molecular function: protein binding. The record is from RefSeq and is a predicted model, not a curated record. Gene Ontology annotation, cellular component: nucleolus; nucleoplasm.